CUUCAUCCGGGUAUCUUAGCUUUCCUAGUUGCUAACGAGAGGACGAGGGAGCUGUCGGUUCUUCGCCAAGCAAAAGUCAAGUGCUAGUGUGUGGAAAAUGAGUGCAGUUCAAACGCUUAGAGCGUUGGUGAAUCAGCGACUAACUGCGGCCGUUGAAGAAAUAUUUGCAGUGUUCGAGAGCACGAUAGCAGGGUACGAGGAGGAACUUACUCGAAUAAAAGAGGAGAACCGGAGACAACGUCAAAUACUGGACGGUGUUUUCCAACAGGCUCAAGUUGCGUUACACACAGCAGAUGCCAGUAAAGAAUAUCUUCAGCACAUUCAAGAAGAGGAGGAGAGGCCAGAACCCCCCCACAAUAAGGAGGAAGAGGAGGAUUACAAAAUCAGUCAUGAGGGAGAGCAUCUUGAAGGACUGGCGGAGUUCCCAGUGCUCCUUGUGAAGAUGGAAGAUGAAGACAAAGGUGAAUCUGAGGAGAAGAUAGAGGUGGAGCACAUGAAAAUAGAAACUGAUGGAGACCACUGUGGAGGACCACAAGCAGACAACCUCUUAGCUUUACUAUCAGAUAGUGAUGACCCGACGUCACACUCUCCUGACACUGAUGAUGAAGACUCUAAAGCUGAUCAGACAUGUCACACUGACAACACACGCUUGAAAUGCGCUCAGUGUGAUCAGACUUUUGAGAACAAGAGAGCACACACUGGAGAUGAACCAUACUUCUGCUCGAUGUGCGAUAAAAGGAACUUUGAGAAGGUACAAUUGACAGCACACACAAGCAUACACAAUAGGGAAAAACCAUAUACCUGUUCAGUGUGUGGUACAGGUUUUGUAUAUAAAAGUCAAUUAAAAACACACAUGACAAUACACACCGGAGAAAAACCAUAUUCAUGUUCAAUCUGCAACAAAAGCUUUCGUUCCAAAUCAAACAGUGUGAGCCACAUGCGAUUACACGGUGUUGAGAAACCACAUACCUGUUCAGUGUGCGGCGCAAGUUAUGCAUUCUUUCAUUCAUUAAAAGCACACAUGACUCAACACACUGGUGAGAAACCAAAUGCAUGUUCAAUCUGCAACAAAAGCUUUCGUGACACAUCAUGCCGUACAAAACACAUGAAAAGACACACUGGUGAGAAACCAUUUUCCUGUUCAGUUUGUGGUAGACAUUUUGCACGAAAUGAUCAUUUAAAAGCACACAUGCAAUUACACAGCGGUGAGAAACCAUAUACCUGUUCAGUGUGUGGUAAAUGUUUUUUACGUAAAAGUCAAUUAAAAACACACAUGCGAAUGCACACUGGAGAGAAACCGUAUUCAUGUUCAAUCUGCAACAAAAGCUUUCGUUACCAAUCAAACUGUGCAACCCACAUGCUAUUACACAGUGAUGAGAAACCACAUACCUGUUCAGUGUGUGGUGCAGGUUUUGCAGUCAUUCAUUCAUUAAACGGACACAUGACUCAACACACCGGUGAGAAACCAUUUUCCUGUUCAGUGUGUGGUAAAAGAUUUUCCACCAAAUCUCAUUUAAAAAUUCACUUGCGAAUACACACUGGAGAAAAACCGUAUGCAUGUUCAAUCUGCAACAAAAGUUUUCGUGACGCAUCAAGCCGUACAAAACACAUGAAAAGCCACACUGGUGAGAAACCAUACGCCUGUUCAGUGUGUGGUGAAGGUUUUGCAUUCAAUAAUGCAUUAAAAGCACACAUGUCUCGACACACUGGUGAGAAACCAUUUUCCUGUUCAGUGUGUGGUAAAGGAUUUUCCACUAAAUAUCAAUUACAAAUUCACUUGAGAAUACACACGGGAGAAAAACCAUAUCCAUGUUCAAUCUGCAACAAAACUUUUCGUGAUGCAUCAAGCCGUACAAAACACAUGAAAAGCCACACUGGUGAGAAAUCAUAUGACUGUUCAGUUUGUGGUAGAAGUUUUGCACGAAAUGGUAAUUUAAAAGCACACUUGAGAAUACACACAAGAGAAAAAACAAAUGUUGAAUCUGCAACAAAAGCUUUUCCGGACAAGGAGCAGUUGUAGAACACAUGAGAACUCACUGAUGAGAAAGUGUUGUGUUGCUGAUUCUGAAUUGUUAAUGCA
Molecule: messenger RNA, 2080 nt
Organism: Doryrhamphus excisus (bluestripe pipefish)
Lineage: Eukaryota; Metazoa; Chordata; Actinopteri; Syngnathiformes; Syngnathidae
Biological process (GO): regulation of transcription by RNA polymerase II
Cellular component (GO): nucleoplasm
Molecular function (GO): DNA-binding transcription repressor activity, RNA polymerase II-specific; RNA polymerase II cis-regulatory region sequence-specific DNA binding
Source: RefSeq, a predicted model, not a curated record